GUGUGUGUGUGUGUGUGUGUGUAAAUAUUUUUCUGCACUUGUGGAACCUGUCUGUCUGCUUUGUGUGUGUGUGUGUGUGUAUGAGAGAGAGAGAGAGAGAGAGAGAGAGAGAGAGAGAGAGAGAGAGAGAGGACACAUCCUGGGGUGUAGAGAAAAACAGAAAAUAUACAGAAGGACGAGAGAAUUUUCAGGUUGCCUGACGUGGCCUUGAUGUGGACUGAGUGUGUGUGUGUGUGUGUGUGUGUGUGUGUGUGUGUGUGUGUGUGUGUGUGUGUGUGUGUGUGAAAGCGUGAAUCUGUGAGGAGGUCCAAGACGAUCGUUUGCAAGUGUGUGUGAAAGAAAGAAAGAACGAGAGAGAGAGGGAGAGAAGUCAUCUCAUGGAGAGGCUCCUCUCUGGCUAUGGGGGGAUGUCAGAGUUUUAUUGGAUCUGGGGACGAGGCCUCACACACUCUGACUGUGGAGAACCAUGGAGACAUCAACGCACUGAAACUAAAGAACAAUAACAUUCAAAAGGGACCAUUGCUGCAAGAGAAACCGUACCUGCAGGAUCACUUCGUGAGAGACCGCAUCUCCGACGUUGACCUGUUCACACUGUCCGCUCUCCCACACGGCCUGGACCGACAUGAGUGGAUGGCCUUCAAUACCGUCUCUUUCUUUAAGAAUAUUAAUCUCGUCUCGAGCGCUCUGUCUGAAUUCUGCACCUCAACCAGCUGCCCAACAGCUAAAGGGCCAGGAAACAAGGUGUAUGAAUGGAUGGAUGAACAUGGGAAGAAGUUGAAGUGUUCAGCUCCUCUCUACACGGAUUACGCCAUGUCCUACAUCCAGGAACUUCUGACAGACGAAAAUGUCUUUCCCACCAGGGCAGGUGUAAAAUUCCCAAACGGGUUCAUGUUCCUGGUACAGAAGGUGUUCCUGCUGCUGUUCAGAACUCUGUGUCACCUGUACAGCGCUCACUACAGAGACGCCGUGGCUGUGGACCUCCACCCGCACCUCAACACACUCCUCACACACUUCAUCACCUUCAGCCACACCUUCAGACUGCUGGAGGCCUCGGAGACUGCGCCGCUUGAUGACCUCAUCAGUGCUCUCACACACUAACGAACUAACUAACACACACACUCAUACACAUGAACACACAGACACACACAGACGCACACACACAAACACACAGACUGAGGGUCAUUAGUGAAGUGAGGGAGGAAAAAACAAGACUGAGUAGCGUGUGUGUGUGUGUGUGUGUGUGUGUGUGUGUGUGUGUGUGUGUUUGCAGUCCUUUAAUAUUUACUCUGUGCCCUAGAGUAAAGAAAGGAGUCUGAUCUGCACCUUACACACACACACACACACACACACACACACACACACACACACACACACACACACACGCAUGUGCUCCUACUCCUAUUCUCAUGGACUGCUUUGUAUAUGAUAUCUGGUCUGACUGGUUUAAAAAGGAAUAAGAUCCGUUUACACACACACACACACACACACACACACACACACACACACACACACACACACACACACACACACACACAUUACCUUUAUCCUCUAUAAUGCUCAAAGAUAUUUAUAACAUAUAUAUAUAUAUAAAAGACCCCGUGUUUUUUUCUCCGUGUUGUCGUCGUUGUGCCAAAAGCUUUUUCUCACUUUUUUUAUUUCAUUUAAUCCAAUCGAUUAGAAACCAUGUAAAUAUAUCACAAAAUCUUUUUCUUCUUUUUAAAAAAAUAAAAAAUAAAAAUCUCAACCUAAAUAAGGAAUAUUCCGAGAGGCAGGGAUAUUUCUAAUAGUUUACUGUAAGAGAGAUAAAGCAGACAGAGCACGGCUGCGGCGUCGUACCUCGUCUGCACAGUUUACCUUCCUUACAGCGACAGAGGACGAUUCUGCGCAAUGAGCUUCCAGCUUUAUUCCGUUUAUUUCAUUCGUAUAGAGCUUUACAAUACACAUCGUCUCAGAGCAGCUUUACAGAAACAUAUAAACACGGUAUGCAGAUUUUAAAACAAAUAAAUAAAUAAAGAUGUAUGGGUUCAUCUGUAAGAUUCUCCUCUUAAACUGAAAAAAAAAAAAAACUAACCCCAGCAGAAUGAUGCUCAUUUCAUUGUGUUUUGUUUUUGAAAGAAGGCUUUAAACUCUGACCAGUUCACAAUCACAUCAUGACAUGUUAAGUUUGUUUCCUCACACACACACACACACACACACACACACAUUCUCAGAAUAUCGUGAUAAACCUGUCUCUUAACUUAUUGGUUGUGACGGUUUAAAAAUCUUUCAGGAAGCUCAGCAUAGCAGACAUUACUGAGUCAUUUCCUGUGUCUUUAUAUCCUAGAGUCUUUAUUAUUGUGUGCAUUUUUUUACAAAUUCUUUAAAACUGCCAAGUAAAUAUAAAAAUAGCUUGGCCUGUGCACUGGUUUUUACUGCUUUACAAGCUUUUGCAGACUUGAUAAGUAAAUAAAUAAAUAAAUAUAUUCCUAAUUGAUUUAAAUGUCAGACUGAACAUAAUUAUCUGUCGGAGAUAUUUAUAAAAUACGCCACUUACCACAAUACCAUAUAUUUUUAAUAAUAUAAAUAUUUCCAACAGAGCUGUUGUCCCUGAAUUUCACGUCGUUGCUGUUAAGUAGUUUAAAAACUCAUAUUUUGAUGUCACAAAAAUAUUAUGGAUAUUUUACUCGUAAAAUCUUCUUUUGGAUGUAAUUUAGCCGGUAUUGGAGUUACACUUUCCUGUCAAAUAUAAAAAAAUUUUGCAGAAAAAAGAGAAUAGAAUAAUUCGUUGAUGCCCGUGUGAUUAUAAACAAAUAAUAUUUGUUCAUAUUUAUGAAUUUAUCGGUCAGAAAGUCACCAUAUUCUGAGAAUUUAUGAUGUGUCACUAUGAAAUACUCAUUCGUUUCCUUUACACACCAAUAACCAGCACAUUCGUGAAACUGUAUUUCACACACUAACACUUGUCCCUAAUUAUAAUUAAUUAUAAUUCAAUUUUGGACUGAAAACAAUAUGUAUAAAUUAUAUUUUUUAUUAUACCUCAUGGUGUUUUCUUGGUUAAACAAUAAAGAAAUGAUUUUAUAAGAAACGUAUCUGUAAAGUUCUUUCUAUUUAGAAACAUUUAAAUUCUAACACUUUUUGUUUGGUUAAUUAAGUAUGCGAAUUAGAUGAAGUCUAAUUUGCAUUUUUGCGGGGGCGGGGACUAUACACAAAUACUUAUAUCUAGUGUUUUCGGGGCGGUAAGAUGUUUGAGAGUAAGAUGUACUGCCCUCUAGAUAUCUAGUGUUUUUUGUUUAUUUACCUGAAAUGUAUAACUCGUUGCCUUGAGGAAAAGAAAUAUUAAAAUAAUAAAAGUGCAUGAUUAUGUACAGAA
Molecule: messenger RNA, 3346 nt
Organism: Ictalurus punctatus (channel catfish)
Lineage: Eukaryota; Metazoa; Chordata; Actinopteri; Siluriformes; Ictaluridae
Product: MOB kinase activator 2
Exons: 5
Coding region: 400-1098 (232 amino acids)
Biological process (GO): positive regulation of protein phosphorylation; signal transduction
Cellular component (GO): cytoplasm; nucleus
Molecular function (GO): protein kinase activator activity
Source: RefSeq, a predicted model, not a curated record